Molecule: messenger RNA, 3674 nt
Organism: Tetranychus urticae (two-spotted spider mite)
Lineage: Eukaryota; Metazoa; Arthropoda; Arachnida; Trombidiformes; Tetranychidae
Product: polycomb protein SCMH1
Biological process (GO): negative regulation of DNA-templated transcription
Cellular component (GO): nucleus
Molecular function (GO): chromatin binding; histone binding
Source: RefSeq, a predicted model, not a curated record
GUUCUGAAUUGUGUGUAUUCAACAUUAAUUCAAAAACACCAAGAUAGAUAGCUGACCGAUUAUUUAAAUUAAGUCUGUUUAAUUAUGUUGAAUAACUGUACUUCAAUACCAUUGUUUAUGAAUUGAUUAUCAUCUCAACAUUUUUACUUGAAAAUCUGCGUUUUGAUCUCAUCAUAUUGUUUACAACUUUCCUUCAGUUUUUAUAAUAUUAUUUUUCUUCAUGGGCGAUUCUCAAAAUGAUUUUGGCAAACAGGUGUCCAGAUGAGUUAGAAGUAAGCUACACAAUAUUAAACACCAUCUACAACAAAUCUAGUACAUAUUUAAUUUAAUUUUCAUCUGCAUCAUCAAACAUUCACGUUAAACUGGUGGUACUAACUAACGAAAACAAUCAUUAACUGUUAAUCCAUAUUAUGGUCGAGCAAGAACCUCUUCGAUUUAUCUAAAGGUUUUUUAUCAUCAAAAUUUUAUCUUUAAUUACUAUUAUAUUGGAUACAAAUUUAUUUCAAACUAACCUCUAAGUGGAAUAUCUUUUCAACAAUUUGUCUAGUACGUUGUAAUGUGUGCCUUCCAUUAUAGCAUCAUCACAUCCUGCAUAUACAAUUAUUAGUAAACAAAAUAUCACUGUGAAAUAUGGUGGUCCGGCAAAGCUCUCCAAGUGGUGAUGAGAAAGGAAUUAAAAGCACUGGUGAUGGAGACAAUGAAGAGGAACAAAAAUCAGAUUCCUCCAAUACAGCGACCAGUAUGCAGAAACAGCAAAACCCCCUAUUAAACCAUAAUGUAGUUGAUGCAACUGUAAGCGUGACUUCACCAGUUGUUAAAUCUGCUUCAUCAGUCUCAUCAGAAGCGGUAUCAUCUGCGCCUUCAAAUGUAGCAAUUACUGCAGCUACUGCAACAGCAACAGUAACAACAACGACAACGACAACGACAACUACAACAACAGCGACAACAACCACAGCAACGACAACAGUAGCAACAGUAACACCAUCGCCAACGCCAUCACCACCACCUUCAUCAAGAGCAGCAGCAGCAACAGCAACAACGACAACAACUAUAACUGCAACACCAACAAUGACAAUGGUAAAAGCAACCGCAAUAUCGACUUCACCCUCUUCACCAUCAACUGCAUCUUUAAUUUCAUCAACUUCCCCCUUAAUUAUGACAACUGCAAAGAAAAAUACUUGUACCAAUGGUUCAGUAUCUUUAACAAGUCCAGUUGCUAUUCAAGAUAAAAAAAGAGUCAAGAAAAACCAUGCCCCACGACAUCAUUACGAGAUUUAUGGCUAUUUCGAUUGGGAUUCAUAUCUCAAGGAAACUGGUGGGGAACCUGCUCCGGCUUCUGCUUUUAAACAACAUCCUGAUCCUCCUGCUAACGAAUUCAGAUUGAAAAUGAAACUUGAGGCACAGGAUCCUCGUAACCCUUCAUCAACCUGUAUUGCCACAGUCGUCGGUAUUAUGGGCCCUAGAGUUCAAUUAAGAUUGGACGGAAGUGAUAAUACUAAUGAUUUUUGGGAAAUGAUCGACUCACCGUCAAUAAAACCUGUAGGUCAUUGUCAAGAAAAUGGUGGCAUGUUACAGCCUCCUCUAGGGUUUCGAAAAAAUCCUUCACAUUGGCCUAUGUUUGUACUCAAUACUCUAAAGGAUGCAGACAUUGCGCCAAAGAAUAUUUUUAUUCAUGAGCCACCUUCACCAUCCAGAAAUCGUUUCAAAAUUGGAAUGAAAUUGGAAGCUGUAGAUAAGAAAAAUCCUCGACUUAUUUGCCCUGCUACAGUCGGUAGUGUUACUGAAGACCAAAUCUUCGUCACCUUUGACGGCUGGAAGGGUGCAUUUGAUUAUUGGUGUAAAUAUGACUCUAGAGACAUUUUCCCGGUUGGUUGGUGUCAAAAAAGCGGUCAUCCUCUUCAGCCUCCCGGUGAUAAAACCCCUUUCACGCCAGUCAGAGACAAAUUGUUGAGUAGUAUUACAACUCCUGGAAGUGUACCUCUCUCCAUCCAAUGCUUGCCGAAAACAGCAACCAUAAACAAUGGUACACCAACAUCAUCCAAACUAAAAAGUAAGACUAACCAGUUUAACAAUCCAGCAACCACGAAUACUACAAUGGCCUGCGAAUCACCUAAAAUGACUCCUAAAGUUCAAUCAUUGACAUCUAAUUCAUCUCAAGGUAACAUGGUCAAUAACAGUACUAAAGAGGCCAAAUUGACGCAAAGUAAAGAAUCCCCAACCGUUAGGAUAUCUGAAAAAAAUGAUGGCAUUACAAUCAAAAUAUCAACUAAAAAUGAAGAAACGCCGUCACCUUCUCUGCCCAAAGGGUCUUUAGUGACUGUGCAUCUUAACAAAUCAUGUAAAACUGGGCCUUGGAUUAACGCAAAGAAACUAGAAAAAUUGCCAAAUGUUUUUGGACCUGAUAGUUAUAAUCGCACUUUGAAAGGAAUAAUUCAAUCAAUGCUAGAUUGUAGCCCACAUCCCGGUAAAUUAAUAAGCUUGGUUAAAUCUGGUCAUGGGUAUACUUCCGUUUCAGUCAAUAUUGCAGGCAGUAGAGAAACGGUAACUUUACCACACAUUAAUCGAGCUAGUGUAUUUUGGAGCUACUUAUCUAAUUUUCUUGAAGUGGUUGAAGCAUGUCCAUUACUUCUUGUCCAAAAAGUGAAUGAUGGUCCUUGUAAUAUGUGUAAAACUGUUAAUAAUUUUAACGAUGUUGUUAAAACUCAGACAAACCAAAAAUCUAAUGCAGCCAAUCGUGCACCAAUCAACUCUCAAGCCGAUAUUGUUUCUACUCCAAUUCAAAAUAAUCGGAUGCCCAUUCCCCAAAUACAAAAUAGUGGUUACACUGUUCAAUUUGUCGCAGACAAGAUGAACUCUAAAAAAUCAACUCAAACUCCAGCGUCAUCAGACUCUAAAAGUUCACUUGAUCCAUCGACAAAAAAAUUAGCUAAGAGAACAAUUGUUAACUGUCCAGUUAGUCAAUCGUCCAAUCCUGAGAAUGCUUCUGCGCCAAAUUCUGAAACCAAUGGAAGACCGAAUAAAAGUGCGAAAAUGUCCGAUACAUCCAGUACUUCUAAUUCAUCUUCUAUAACGAAUGGGGGAGAAAUCGCUAAGACUGUGAUUCCAGCCAAUCCUGUGGAUUGGAGCAUUGAAGAUGUGAUAAAACACCUUCUCUCCCAUGAUCCCUCAUUAAUUGUCCAUGCUGAAACUUUCAGAAAACAUGAAAUUGAUGGAAAAGCAUUUCUCCUUCUUAAUAGUGAUAUGAUAAUGAAAUACAUGUCUCUAAAAUUGGGACCAGCAUUAAAAAUAUGUAACAUAAUUGACCGCCUCAAAGGCAAUAGAAAGUUGGGACAUCUGCCUUGAAACAAAUGUACAUUAAAAUCUCUGGCUGAUUAAUUGAUUUUAUGCAUUCAUUGUCUUUCCUUUUCCUCUGCAUCAUCUCUUUCCUUUCAAUCAUCAUUACCAAAAAUUAGAACUGAAAAAGCCAAUUCAUCUUCAGCUACAGUCACCAUUAUUUUUAUGACCGUUUUGAUCUUUAUGUUGGGGAGGCAUGGGCAAUCAGAAUCUUCUCAAGGAAGUAAAUUAUUUUGUAAAAAUAGCUUAAUGUUAUGUUGAUACUCCUGUCGUCAGAAGAUGACUUCAACGAGUCAAAUUGCUUAAAUCCUUUGAAUAAAUUUAAAUUUUACUGUCCCUAA